AUGCUCGCCCUCCAGACCGCAACAAAAUCUUCGGCAUCGCGUGUAGCCGCGCGCAGUGCACCGGCAGCCGUCUCCCGCUGGCAGCGCGGUCUCGCCACAGCCGCGGAGCCCUACGAUGCUGUUGUCAUUGGCGGAGGUCCGGGUGGCUAUGUUGCGGCUAUCAAGGCUGCACAACUUGGUCUUCGUACGGCAUGCAUCGAGAAGCGCGGAGCGCUUGGCGGCACAUGUUUGAACGUUGGCUGCAUCCCGUCCAAAGCCAUGCUCAACAACUCGCAUUUGUACCAUCAGGCUCAGCAUGACUUCAAGAAGCGCGGCAUUGAGGUUGGCGAGGUCUCGCUCAACCUUGAGCAGAUGUUGAAGGCGAAGGACGACUCAGUCACUGGCCUGACCAAGGGCGUUGAGAUGCUUUUCCGCCAGAACAAGGUCGACUACAUUAAGGGCGCCGCCUCGUUCAAGUCCAACACCAAGAUCGGCGUCCAACUGCUUGAAGGCGGCGAGACCGAAAUCGAGGGCAAGAACAUCAUCAUUGCGACUGGUUCCGAGGUUACACCCUUCCCCGGCGGCGCUAUCACUAUCGACGAGGAGCAGAUUGUCUCGUCUACCGGUGCUCUCUCGUUGAAGAAGGUCCCGGAGAAGAUGAUCGUCAUUGGAGGUGGUGUUAUUGGUCUCGAGAUGGGCUCGGUCUGGAGUCGUUUGGGCGCGGAGGUCACGGUCGUCGAGUUCCUCGGCGGUAUCGGCGGACCGGGUAUGGACGAGGAGAUUGCGAAGCAGUUCGAGAAGAGCUUGAAGAAGCAGGGCUUGAAGUUCUCGCUUAACACCAAGGUUCUCUCGGCUGAGAAGAAGGACGGCAAGAUCGUACUCAAGACCGAGGCUGCGAAGGGCGGCAAGGAGGCUACGUACGAGGCUGACGUCGUCCUUGUCUCUGUUGGUCGCAGGCCAUACACUGAGGGCUUGAACCUCGAGGCUGCGGGCGUCGAGGUCGACCCCAAGGGCCGCAUUGUCAUCGACUCGCAGUUCAACACGACCGCCUCGAACAUCCGCUGCAUUGGUGACGUGACGUUCGGACAGAUGCUGGCACACAAGGCCGAGGAGGAGGGCAUUGCCGCUGCUGAGUACAUCAAGACCGGUCACGGUCACGUCAACUACGACACGAUUCCUGCCGUCGUCUACACCCACCCCGAAGUCGCAUGGGUCGGCAAGUCUGAGCAGGAGCUUAAGGCGGCUGGCGUGCAGUACAAGGUCGGGAAGUUCCCCUUCCUGGCCAACUCGCGUGCCAAGACAAACUUGGACACUGAGGGUCAGGUCAAGUUCCUUGCGGAGAAGGAGACGGACAAGAUCUUGGGCGUGCACAUCAUGGGUCCCAAUGCGGGCGAGAUGAUCGCGGAGGCGGUCGUGGCGAUGGAGUACGGCGCAAGCUCGGAGGAUAUUGCAAGGACGACGCACGCACACCCUACGCUCUCCGAGGCGUUCCGUGAGGCAGCACUUGCCGCGUACUCGGGCAAGGCCAUCCACUUCUAG
This is a messenger RNA of Peniophora sp. CBMAI 1063, 1518 nucleotides long. The record is from the annotation of a GenBank genome assembly. NCBI's taxonomy places the organism in Eukaryota, Fungi, Basidiomycota, Agaricomycetes, Russulales, Peniophoraceae.